This is a messenger RNA of Gordionus sp. m RMFG-2023, 2226 nucleotides long. RefSeq lists its product as uncharacterized. The transcript is spliced from 9 exons. Gene Ontology annotation, biological process: intracellular signal transduction. The record is from RefSeq and is a predicted model, not a curated record. NCBI's taxonomy places the organism in Eukaryota, Metazoa, Nematomorpha, Gordioida, Chordodea, Parachordodidae. The coding region runs from base 259 to 1512 and encodes 417 amino acids.
AAAAUAAUAUUAUAUAAGCCUUGCCAGUUAUGAGCGAAAUUUCCAGGGUUACAUAAUAAUAUUUUGGUUAUAACUAUAAUCGGGACGUUUUUUAAAAUCGACGACCCGCAUCGGGCUUUUUACAAUAGUAUAGCUUAGUCACCGUUAUCCUUCUAAGAUUUUCAUCCAAUAAUAAAAUUCGUUAAUCAGAUAAUUCGAUGUUAGAGGACAUGCCUGACAUAACUUAAACAACACCCUUUUUUUAAUUUUUGUUAUUAUAUGGAAUGUGAUAAAUUUUAUAAAGGGAUUAAUUAUCCUGUUAAAUAUUAUGGAUAUCAAAUUAUUAAAACGCCUAUAUCAAAGCUUGAACCCUCAACCAAAAUUCAAUUAACUUUAAAUUCUAUAAAAAAAAUUAGUGAGAAUAAUAUUUCUAAAAAUACAAUGAAUCUCAAGCAAUUUGUUAUAUCUAAUGUGAAAAAAUUAGAUCAACAACUAAAUUUAGACCAUUUUAAUGAAGAUGUUACAUUACAUAUGAAUUGCCAUGAAAUCAUAUUAAAAUUAAAUGACAAUAAUCAGAUCAUAUCACAAGUAUCACCAAGUUAUAUUUCAUUUUCCUCUACUGGAGUAAAUGAUCUAAAGGAUUAUUUUGCUUAUAUAGCCAAAGAUCCUAAUGAUAACAUUCGUAAAUGUUAUGUGCUGAAAGCAGAGUGUUCUGAAAAAUCUAAUGAAAUAAUAAAUGUAAUGGGCAAAAUAUUUAUCAUACAAUUUGAUAUUGUUAAGACAAAGAAAAAUGCAAAUAGGCUAAUAAAUAGGAGAAAGGGCAAACAACAAAAUCUCAAUAUUAAUCAAAACAAUCUCAAUAUAUUUGUUAGUGGGACAAACAAUGUUCAAGAUCAAAUCGAUUUACAAUUUAAACAAGACACGAUACGUUUACUAGGAAAUUUGAUUGACGUUUCACCCGUUGAGAAAAAUAAGAAUUUUAUGGCUCAGGCACUAAAUUUAAACGAAUUAAAUACUCUGGAAUUCGAUCGAGAACUUAAUGCUCGCUCAAAAACAACGUUUGAUCCGGAAAUCUUUGAGAUGCCAAUCCUAAACCAACCUUGGUACCAUUCCAUCGCAACCAAUCGAAUUGUGAGUGAACAUCUUUUGAAAUCUCCCGGCGAUUUUUUGGUCAGACGAAGUGCGCUGUGCCAAUGGCAGUUUGUUUUGUCGUGUGUCGGCAUGAAAUCGAGUGAAACCAUGGAUAUCCAUCACGAGGAAUCGGACAAAAACACCAAGCAAGCGCAGGUUCGGUCAUCGGUGGUUAAGCAUUUUUUGUUAGUGGACCCCGAAACGGGUAUCGUCAGAUCCGCCAACAAAAUCUUCGACGGUGGGAUCAAAGAACUCGUCGAUUAUCACGUUAGCAAAGGAUUACCAUUGCUCCCCUUUCCCUGCGACAGCGAAAAAAAAGGGCGCCAUAAAAAUUCGCAAAUUAGCUGUAGCGUCUCGUCAUUUAGAUAUUUUCUCAUUCGCCCUAUUCCGCGUCCCACUUAAAAACCAUUUUUUUUAAAAAAAAUAAAAUAGUAUACUACGCUUUAUAAUCGGGACUUAGCUUUAAACUGGAAACAUGAUAGUGAUACAUAAUUAAUUAUCGAUCCGAAUUAGAUACAUUUUAAUCCUUGAGAGUAUUCUUUGAAGAAAAAAAGUAACGCGAGAGCAUUUAUGGGGUAAGGCUCAGGCAUUAAUUUAUUUUUUCAUCCAUAAUAUUUAUAAAAUAUAUAUUUUUUUAAAAAUUCAUCUAUCUAAUAUGAUAAUUAUUUAUUAUAAAUUCGACCCAAAUAACUAUUUUAUCAAUUUUUUUUUAUUCCAUAUUAUUUUUAACAUCAAUAAUACUCUUUAUUUUUUUAUCAUUUAUAUUUAUGAACAAAUUGAAACGAUUUCUAGCCAAAAAUACCCAUUUAUAUUGAAUUAUAAGCAUUUUUUUUACAAAAAAUGUUAAGCUCAUCAAAAUUCACUAAAAAUUUUAGAUAUCCCCCCCCCCCCAAAAAAAAGCACUCAAAAAUUUUGAAUGCAUGUUGUUUAGCCAAAAUUAUAAGGCUACUGAAAAAUCCAGACUGUUGUACCUCUCCUAUUUUAAGUAACUUAUUUUUUAAACUCUAGGCUCUCUAUAUGUCCCGAAUGCUCUCAAAGGUUAAAAAAAUAUAAUUUCUUUUAUAUCAUAUAUUUAUCAUGCAAUCAAUAUACUCAUAACUGCGAUAUCACUUAAAA